AUGGUCAAUAAGGUAAUAAUAUUUUUUAAACUAUAAAUAUUAUAUUAUUUUAUAGACAAUGUAUUUUUAUUUUUAGACUCUCAAAUCCAAUCCUAUGUUUACAACAAUUAAAAGUAAAUUCAAUGUUCCAUAUAGAACCUAACUAUUUUAAAUAGUCACCUUAUAGCAUAUUAUCAUACUUAUAAACAUUAUUAAUCUGAUAAAUUGUUUAGAACAAAAAUCAGCACCCAUUAUAAGGUCCACAUUAAGAAUAGUUGAAUCGAAGGAUGAAAAGGUUAAAAGAGAUAUUAAUGAAAAACCAUCAUCGUGUAAUGUUUCAAAAACUAUAGAAGAGUUAAGGAAUAAUUGUCCGCUGACUCCGCUCACGGUUAAACUUGUCGAUAAAGCUCAAAACACAGUAAGAAAUACAAAAUAAUGUAUUUUAUAUCUUUUAAAAGGACUAAAUAAUUUGAUUUUAAGUAUUGUUAAAUAACUAUAAUAAUAAAUUAUUGCAGUAUUCAAGUAACAUUAUUUUAAUGCAGUGGUUCCCAACCUAUAGUCCGCAAAACGAUAUGUGGUGGUCCGCGAGGCAUACCUAUAAUAUUCAAUAAAUCAAUAGGUAGUGAUUAUUAGAGUUUAUUACGUAGAUUAUUUAUAAAUUUAUCGUAUAUAAUAUAACUUAUAUUACUAUUACCCAUUGAAUAAACAAAAAAAAAUGAAUUAAUUAAGUAAAAAAAUAUAAUAAGUAAAAGUAGUAGUGACGCGAAUUUUUUUUAACUUGAACCACCAAUUUAAUUUUCUAUCCAUCCGUACUAAAAAUAUUCCAAAAUCUACAAACUAAGGAUAAAAACUAAGUUUCUUUUGGGCGUAUUGUUGAAAGGGGAAGGAUUAUCUAGGUCCAACAAUAAAUUCUCACAAUUCUUUCACGUUUCUCAGAUAUUUUAAAAUUUCUAAUUUUUUUGAAAUAAUGAUAAGUUUUAGUUUUUUUUUUUUUCAAUAAAAAUAACCAUCAACAACAAAAUUAUAUAAAUAAUUUAUAUUAUUAAAUACUUAACACCUAAUCUAACUGUAAAGCCCAGGGGCGUGCACAAAUAUUUUCAAUGGGAGGAGAGUUACAUUAAAAAAUUAUGUAUAUACAUAUCAAAAUAUUAUGCUGUUUAACAAAGAUUUAUUUUUAUCAUAACCAAUAUGGCUAUAUAAUACACAUCUAUAAAUAUUCGUCGAUUGUCGACCCUCAUGUUUGUGUUUGAAUUAAUUUCCAACUAAUUUAACUAUAAAAUUUACAUUAUGUAAAAAAAUUACUAACAAUUUUUUAAUUUUAUUUAUAUUUAAUUUUCAUAUAUUUUUACGUAUAGUGAAAAAAAUAACAAGGGAGGGGGUUGAACACUCCCCCUCCCUCGUGUAUAUAUGCUACUGAUGAAGCCAUUAAGGCGAUUAUGUACGGAGUGUCCUACAUUGUUAUCCUCAUGCUAAUAAUUCUGUCAUUAUUAAUUUUUUUUUCAAUCUGAGUUUUGUGUGAGGAGAACACAUAUGUAGAGACAAAUUUUUUUUCAUCUUAUUUUUUAUCAGUUAUUGAAAAAAAUUACUUUUUAUUUUAUCAUUUUUGAACUUUUUCAAAAUAUCCAUUUUUUUAAAAUUAUAUUAUUCUAAAACUUAUCCUCGCUAAAAACACGAUUGAACAAAAAAAAAAGAAUAUUGUCAAAACUAUUAGCAUAAGGAUAACAUUGUAGGACCCCUGUUGUGUAUAUGAUGAUUUUUUUUUCAUGAACUAUCGGAAAUUGUAAUUGUUUUAAUUAAUUCUAAUUUUGAAUUGUAUGAAUUAACUUCUAUGAUAUCUAUAAUAAUAUUUUUAUUUUAUUUUUUAAAAGAAGUAGGGGAUCAAACCCUUACGUACCUAAAUUUAAUAUUUCUAAUAAUAUCUAAUAUUAAUAUCGAAUAUCCCUGGAAAAGACGAUACGAGAGUCAUGUCUCAUUUAACCAAGUUAAAUAAUUUAAUAAUCUUUGUUGUAUAUUAUUUUUAUUGUGUAUUGAUUCCGAAGGUUUUAUUUUAAUUUUAAAGACUUGCAAUGAUCACGAAAUCAUUCAAGAAUUACAAGAGCAAAACAGUAUUGUUUCGCUCAAACUUGAGGAAAAUAAAAAAAAAUUAGAAUCAUUAUUGGAGCAAUUGGAUACAAAGAACAAACAGAACAAGGAAGCUGAGAAUAUGGCAGCUAUUAGAAUAAAAGAAUUAGAAAAUAAUUUUAAAACCGUAUCUAAUGACAAAGAUGCAUUAAAUUUGGAACUGGACUCAUCAAAAAAAUUCAUAACAAAACUAAGCCGGGAAGUAGAUGAAAUAUCAAAAACGAUUACUGCACACGACUCUGAAUUAAAUACACGAAUUGAAUCCUUAAAGGAAGAAUCAAAAGUUAAAGAUUCUGAAUUUAAGCAAUUGUACAAAGCGACAAAAAAGUUAAACUGUGAUCUAUCCCAAGCGUUAAGGGAGAAAGAUGAAGUCGCAGAGGAGACAAUUAUACUUAAAAAUAAGUACGUAUAUUACUGAAUUAUUUUAUAUAAUAAUAAUAAUAAAAGGUAAAUGUUUAUAUUAAUACAACUACUGAGCAGAUUAGAAGAAUUGGGUCAAACAUAUUCAAUUCUCAAACGAAAAUUUGAUAAACAAAAGAGUGACCGUUUUAUUAAUAUAUUAGAAUCGAGCGUGAAUUAUGAUGAGAUACAGGAGAAAAACGAAAAAAUUAGACAAUUGUGAGAUUUAUUAUUUUAAUUUAAUGCUGCAUAAAAAAAAAACGUAAGAAUAAUAUAUUAUACACGUAUUGUUUAUUAUAGGGAAGAAAUAAUUUCAAAACAUGGAGAUUUUAAAAAAAAUAUUGUAAGUAUCAAAAAUUUAUAGAAUAACUAUGUGUACAGGAUGAAUAGACUGUAGUUAUUAAUCAACACUUAUUUUGAAUAAACUUAAUUGUGGAGUACUUCAGAUAUUAUUGAUUAUGUUUUUAAUAUAUUACCAAUUAUUAUAAUAUUUAUGCUAAAAAAAUCACCCCGUACAAUAUAUUUAAAUGUAUUAUUGUAAUAUUUAAACAGAAUUAAAUUUCAAAUAAUACCCGAUUUAUAUUUUUUAGACCCGUGAAAAUAGCGCUAAAGAAAAUACAAUAAUGACCUUAGAAGACACUAUUGUCGAUUUAAAAAGUGAAUUAUUUUCGUGGGAGACAAGAGCAGGGUGCCAUAUAAACAUAAUUGUGCGUGACAAUUAUGUUGUUAAAAUAGAAAAUCUAGAAAAAGAAAACCAACAAUUGAAAAUCAAAAACAAACAAUUGUUGAACAGGUGUAACAAAUUCAAGGAGCUAAAAUGGUGAGACAAAUAUAGCUGCACAAUAUUAUAAUAUUAUUUUAUUGUUUUAUUUUCAAAUGUAAUAAACGGUCAAAAUAUAAUAUAAUACGCGGGUGCUUAAAAAUGAUCUAUAUUCAUAUUCUAUACGAUUGAACGUAUUUGCCAUCAUGUUCAAAUCUUCAAUGUAAUGAUUAAUAUUUUUACGGACAGCGAACGAAUAGAGGAGUUAGAAAAAACCAUUAAAACAAGAGAAAAAAUGAUCAAUGAACAAGAUGAAUUUAUCAAUCAAAUGAGAUACAUAACUCAAAUUCAAGGGACCAAUAAUGGGAAUGAACAAAUCAAAAAUAUGAUUCAAGAAGUUUUUCUCAAUUAUGACGAUAAAAGCCGACAAGUGCAACAAUUUGAAGUAAUUUGUAAUUAUAGUAAUUAAAUAAUUAAUAAUUCUAUAGUACUUUAUCAUAGGUCUCAGGGAAGAAGGUCUUGAGUUAAUUUGCUAAAAAUGUGUAUUUUAUAAUUUUGUCUUAAGUCACUUUUUCUCCUUAAUUUUGGAUCUAAGUUGCAUAAUUGUAAGUAUUAUCAGAAAUCGCGUAUGUAGUGUAUUAGUGUAUGUAUUUUCAAUACCUACAUAAUUUGCUUGUAUUAAAAAUUUACAAAAUUUACUUAAGAUUUUCUAUCCUUGGACAAAAGAUAUAAUAUUAUACGAAUUUUCUAUAACAAUAACGAACGCCAAAUUUAUUUCACAAUUCUUUACAGUGGCGUAAAUGUGGUCGUGCAAGGUUAUAUUUUUUCACUAGGAGAAAAUUAUAAAAAAAUUGUAUACCUGUACAACAUGUACAACUGUACAACAUUUUAACUGAUCGUACAAGUGUCGCUUUUUUUCUACUUCUUAAGUCUCAAUCCCAGCGUAGCGAUUUAUUAAUAAUCUGUAGAUAUUUUAUCAAUAUCCGAAUGUCCGGGUCUCUAAGCACUCUACAGACAUAGAUAAUAUACCUAAAUGUAUUUUGUACAUAUCUGCACUCUUUUCAAAUAAUCUUAAUUGGUAAUUGUAAUUUUAUAUUGUUUUAACAUAGUACCGCCAAAAUAGUAUAUUAUAAGUUAUUUAUUUUUUAUUCAUCUUAUAAAUAACUCGAUUUCACACUCUCAUGGUUGUAUAUUAGGUAUAUUUUAAGCUUCACUGCUUCAGCUUUUAAUAAUUAUGUCUGUUAGUUCAUUUCUUUCUCAAUAUAAAUGGACAAAAAUAAAAAGAAAAAAAACGAUUAAAGAUGUUUUUAAAAAAUAAAUUUAUUAAUAGUAACUUUUUAGUUAGGUCUUUAAAAUAUAAAAUAAUUGACAAUAAUUUAAUUAUUUCCAUUUGACAUUUGUAUACAAUAUUAAGUGUUAUAAUUAAUCAAGGCUUGGCUAGUGUGACCAGAUCGGAUUUAGGCGAGGAACCGAUUUUUUAAUGGGUGUCUCGUUAAUUUUUUAAGUAUAGUCGGGACAAUAAAAUGUUCUGAUUUUCAUUGAACAUUCUAUUUCUGCCCCAAUUUCAUAAUUGCAAUGUAAUAUUUUAUAUUAAUACUUUGACUGAAAAUCUCCAAUAAUAUUAAUAUUAGACUAUCUGUAUUUAUUACACGUAUGCCGAUGGGACAGAUUUACAAAAGAAGUUGGAAUAUUGGUGAAAAGAUAAAAAUGACUAAUUUUAAUAUUUCUCUACACCAACAAAAAUUCCGGCCAAUUAACGCUAUUGAUACACUGUACGAACUAUAAACUAUUAACGGUUUUAAAAUAAUGUUACAGACACUGCAAAAAGAAAAUAGACAAUUACGUAUGCUAUUAAACGAAUUUAGAAUGACGACGGACUUUUUAAAUUAACUGUAUAAAAGAUAAACAAUCCUAUGAAAAAUAUAAUAUGAGUUAAUAAGUCAUACAAGUCUUGUCUCCUAAACUACCUAAAUACAUUUCGGUCUAUAAUAUGAUCUUCAACGUCCAUCCAAGCAUUCGCUCUCCGGUACCGCUAUCCUCGUUGCAGUCACUGUGGUGUUUCUAAACAUUCUAAACAAUCACUGAUUGCCGCCCAUCCAUUCAUACCACAGACCUGACAUGUCUUUUCUGUAAACUUCCACAUGUUGCUACAGACCGUAACUGUCAGGAAUGGUCAACUCAAAAAGUUAUAAAAAAAAUCAUGGCUACUGAAAAUUUAUCAUAUAAAGAUGCUUUAGAAUUUAAGAAAAAUAAAUGCUAUUAUACCUCUGCUUUUAAAUACACCGAUGUAGUAAAUAGUCAGCUUCCAAAUCUCAAUAUUUUGAAACCAAAUAUGCCCCUUUAUGAGGACAAUUUUCCUAACCUUAACGAAAGCCAUCAUUUUUUUAAUUCUAGAAAAUCUAAACAGAAACUUUAUACUACGUCGAAUAAAAAUAGAAAUGUCUUAUCCGCUGAACCUUUCCUUUCUUCUCUUAAUGGUAGUUAUUUAGAAAAUAUAUCUAAUCAACGUAACUCUAUGGAAAAUAACUCUAACGAUUUUUCUUGGGUACAUGCUUUAUCCUUAAAACUUUCCGAAACUCUGACUAGCUCUCCCUCUCUAGUUUCCCCUUUCUCCUCUCCUACUCUUCAGUCCUUAAUUGAAUCUUCUCUUUUUUCUUUACUAGCUUUACCUAAUUUCAAACGCAUUUCCUAAGCAACCUCUUAUUUUUUUUUAUUUUUUUUAUUUUUACGAAACCCUUGCAUAAAUUAUCACAUCUUAUCCGUAAAUAACAUAUCGCAAACAUUAUGUCUUCUAACGUAAAUAAUAACAUUUAUGGCAACAAUCUUAAUAUUUUACAGUGGAAUGUAAGAUGCUUAUCAGCUCGUCUUCCUUCACUUAUAUACCUUCUUUCUGCUCAAAAAGGCCUUGUUGCAACACUCUUCGAAACUUGGCUCAUCCCCUCCCGUUAUAUGAAUAUCCCUUCUUUUAGAAUCCACAGAUCAGAUCGACCAGAUGGGUUCGGCGGCGUGGCCGUAGCAAUCCAUCAUUCUUUGAAAUCCAGACUAAUUCCUAUUGAUAUGACCACCAGAGAUAAUUUCUAUAAACACAAAAUUGACGCUAUAGGGAUUGAAAUCGUUUUGGACACCCAACCUCCUUUAGAGAUAUGGUCCUGCUAUAUCCCUAGUAGUUCCAACGUUCCUUUUAACAUCUGGUAUUCUCUUUUCAGUCUGAUCUCCUGUAAUUCUAUACUUUGCGGCGAUUUUAACUCCUUCCAUCCCGCUUGGGGCUCUGUCUCCGCAUCUCACCGUGGUAACAUUAUUUACAAUAUUAUCAACUCACUCCGUUUUAACAUACUCAAUGAUGGCCGCCCAAUACACGUCUGACGGCCCAAUUCCGCCGACUCGGCUAUUGAUCUAUCCUUCUGUUCCCCUAACUUAUAUUGGAACCUUUCAUGGCGCACUUUGUGCGAGCCUCAUGGUAGUGAUCACCUUCCCAUUAUCAUAACAGCUACCAAUAGGAGCCUAUCCCAUCAUUAUUUUACCAAUAACUUCACCAGCCCUAUACUCUACAACUUUAAUAAGGCCGAUUGGACCUCUUUCUCUCUUAAUAUCCACGACACGCUUUCUCAGUCUUCCGAGGACCUUGCCCUCCCCAAUUCCUAUUCAAAUCUUACAGAAAUCAUAAUAAACGCUGCAAAAUCGGCAAUACCAGUCAAAUCUGCCAACCACAAAUUCCAUCCACCCACCCCCCGGUGGUGGAAUUCGUCUUGUACCGAGGCCGUCAAAACCAGAUCUUUACAUUUUAAAAUUUUUCGUCGCACAGACUGUCUAUCUGAUCUUCUUAAAUAUCGUAAUGUUAGCGCCCACACAACUGGUCUGCUUAAAAAUGAAAAAAGAAAUAACUGGAAAAUGUUCUGUUCCAACCUAAACCUUUCUUGCUCAAUUCAAUAUCUAUGGGCCACAGCCAAAAGGUUCAAAAACUGCGUUAACCCCACUAAACGCCCCGAAAACGACGACUGGUUCGAUAACUUUUGUUCUAAAGCCUCCCCGUGCCAUGUCCCCACUGAAUCAGAGAUUCGUCCCCGUCGCUACCCUCUCUUAGCUCACUCUCAUGUUCUUACCAAUAGUUUUACGCUGUCCGAAUUAAUGUUUGCUAUUUCCUCAUGGAAGUCCAUAGCUCCUGGACUCGACAACAUCUCUCCGGUCUUGUUAAAACAUCUUCCUGAUAUUGCGUUAGUCUCUUUACUUAUUAUAUUCAAUAACCUGCUAGCUACACAGCAGUCUCCUACCUCCUGGUGCUCUUAAACUAGUGUAACCGGGGAUUACUACAAAACAUUCCUUGCCAAAAAAUUGCGACCAGAAAUCCGUAAAAAGCGACCAGGAAUGUUACAAAAUGGUGUGUCCAUAUUGCACGAUAAUGCGCGGCCGCAUAUCGGAGCACCAGUCGUCGCUCUUUUGGAGAAAUAUGGAUGGGAACGCCUCAAACACCCACCGUAUUCGCCGGAUUUAAGUCCCCCGGACUUUGAUUUAUUUCCNGGGAUCCGUUUUCCCAACUUAGAUAUACUAAAUGAAGAAGUGAGCCGAAGAAUCCGUGAACUCAACAAAGAUGGCGUCCUAUGCGGCAUUCAAGCGCUCCCGAAACUAUGGCAAUCGUGUAUAGACAAGCAGGGAGAUUAUAUCGAAGGUCUAUAA
Molecule: messenger RNA, 7930 nt
Organism: Cinara cedri
Lineage: Eukaryota; Metazoa; Arthropoda; Insecta; Hemiptera; Aphididae
Source: the annotation of a GenBank genome assembly